Messenger RNA from Physcomitrium patens, 4357 nucleotides. The record is from RefSeq and is a predicted model, not a curated record. Lineage: Eukaryota; Viridiplantae; Streptophyta; Bryopsida; Funariales; Funariaceae.
UGACAAGGCAUCGCAUCGCACUAGUAACUCGUCACUCGGUCAGCCAUAGCUGCUACAAUGGCUCCACUGGAAGUCUGUGCUCAACAGGAUUCGUAGCACAAUCUGGCUUUCUGCGAGGGAGGUGGACCAUGACUUGGACCGGUUCGUUUCGUCCAACAGGAGCUUGGACUCGUUUUGCCUUUGACGGAGCGGAGUGAGGAAUUGUAGUUCCCCGGAUGCGCGUGAGGUCGAACUUUGUAAUUUCUAAUGAUCGAGAGCAGUUUUCGUGGUAAUUUGGAGCAACUCUCUCUCUCUCGUGUCGGCUUGAGGAUGUCGAGGACAGCGUUUGUUCUUCAUUGAUCUGAGACAUUAUCUCUGUGAACGAACUUUGUCUACCAGGUGUUUCGACGUUUGAGGAAUCGUCUGCUGCCUUCGGGCUCACUCAUCGUCUCCAUACCUUCGAAGUGCACUCGCAGUUGCAGGAGUUAGUGAGGUUCUUUCGAGUAGUUUCACUGCGCACACGUGCUGAACCACUGCUUAAUUGUUGUAAUCUCUGUUGUAGUUUGAACGGCCCUGCGGUAUAGGGUAGGAAUGAAACACAUCAGUUGUUGGCGUAGUACGAGUUGAGAUUCUGACGAGCUUCGUUCUGUCUGCGGAGGAAAGUGAGGGAUCGCUGUUAUCGAAGAAUUUGCGGAUUUGAGCGUCCGUUCGUGUUUGAAUCCAUUUGACGAGUAGUUGUGCCUAAAUUUAUUCCAUAUCGCGUUCUUAAAGGCGUUCUUUUGAAUUGUAAGAGGUUUUAAUUAUUGCUUCAGGGAGUGAGAGUAUGCGUGGUGUUCCCAGUGUUUAAGUCGAGCAUUUUUCUUUGUGGAGGAAGAAUUAAUGCGGGUUUUAGUCCGCUCCUAGUGCCAUCUUCCGCUUUGAACUGUGUCGUCGUGAAUUUUAAUCAAUGAGUUACUGAGUGAUUAUGCUUCGGUGAGCACAACUGGGAACACGAUCGGUUACAGCUGGGGCAUACAACUCAGUUCUUAAGUCGAAGAAAUUAUAAAGAAGCUGACGGUGUUGACUAAGUAUCAGAUACUUUGUCAAAUCAGAAUCUGGCGGGAAGAGUCGAGUCUAACUCUUGACGCAAGCCAAGAGUUGCAGAAGUUCAACGGGGUGGGUUAAAAGAUUUCUUGGAACAAUCGGUGGUUGUCGCAUUUGGAGCAAAAUCGUGAGAAUUGUAUUCACAAAGUGUUCUGUAAGCUUCUUUAUUUCUUUGAGAUGUUGGACUGAAGAGUUCCUUGCGAUGUUGUUGUAGUCUUGAUUCGAAGAGGGAGCGAAGCCCCCAGAAGCUUUCAUUUCUACUAAUGCACGCAAUUGUUGUCACUCUUGACUUGUGAAUUUCUCUAUGUUUUUUCUUCAUUUCUGUAGGUAGAAGUGGCGACAGGAGUAGUGACAUGGUAGAGCUGCAGACUCCCAAGGGAAUAAUCAAUUCAGCGACCAAGGAACUGCUAUUGAGCACAUGCUGUCAGCGUUUUUCCUCAGAUGCAUAGACUGUAGAAGAGACAUCGAAGAAAUUGGUGCACGGAGGUGUAGCAUUCUCGUAACAGGUAGGUUUGCAUCGGGGAUAUAAACGACAAAUUAAGUGCAUCACAGCGAGGACAUUUUAAGUGCUCGUGAGUAACACCAUUUGAGCUUGAAUGGCUAUCAACUCAACACUCCACGUUGACGACUGUGAUGCACUUCAACAAUCAAGGAGGCCUAAACCCAUUGCAAAGCAAACCAAUGAGAAAAGGUUCUUUGGGGGCAGAACUAAAGCGAGACUUGUAGAAAUUUCAGACUUAUUGGGUGGAGAGUACGUAAGGUUUGGGUUCGACGAUGGGAAGUUGCUGCAGGAGAAACUACAGAACAAGGAACUUGAAGUUGACACUCUCUUAACUAAAUUGGCGACCAUGAAUUUGAGAGAGGAGAUCAUGAAAGAACGAGUUAAAGAGGUGGAGCAUCGUUUGCAAGAUUUAUCUGAUAAAAUGAAAGAUGCAGAGGCGCUUGUCAUUGAGCUGCAGAAGAACGGUGUCGAGAGCCCCCGAGCUUCACGAAGACCAUCGCACACAAACAAUUUUCAAGUUGUAUGUCACAAAGAUGACAAGCAUGAUCUUCAGGAGUUGGUAGAGAAAUUGCAACUACUGUGUGAAAGCCACGAAAAAAACACUUGUUCUGACAAUUUGGGCGAACAUCAAGAGCCUGAAAACGGAAAAUUUGAGGAUUCGCGUAAUGAAACUAAGCUUCUGUGCUGGCGCAAUGACCAAUGUGUUGAGUGUAUCGACAGCGUGGAGCAGGUUCAAGAACUUCAAGAGGAGGUGAAAAUGUUAUCUGCCAAAUUGAAAUUCUCUAUCACUCAAAGACAAGCCAUGAAAGAGGUCCUAACGGUGUCAACGGCGAAGCUGGCAGAGGUGAUGACUUGUAACGAAACAUUGAAGAAGGAGCUUUUCAUUGAGCGCCAGCUUUUGCAAGCGCGAGAGAAUGAUGUUCAGAACUUGGAGACGCGUGUGGAGGCUCUAAGUACAAGCAACCAGAUGCUGAAGUCUAUGUUAAAUCUGAAGAAAAUGGCAGUGGAAUCAAGGAAAUCUCUAAACUUCACAAUGCUUGAGCCCAAGUUACUGGAUUUGGCUGCAAUAGUUAGCGCACAAAAUGCGUGUGUUGUUCGGCUCUCCACCCAGAACGAAAACCUUGCACUAUCCCUACAAUCCAAGAUUCAGGAAAGUGAGCACCAACAUGCUCAAGUUACAACAGCAAUUAAACAGAAGGACGCGGCCAUUGCUGCUCUGGAUCAGUUCAAGCAACAAAUGGUGGAGUGGGCGACUGAAAUGGACGAACGAAAUCGGAAUUAUGACAUGCUUCAAGAAUACAUUCUGAACCUAGAAGGUGACUUGCGACACUGUCAAUCGCAGUACAGUGCUUUGCUUCAGAACUACGAAGAGUUAAGGAAGGAACAUGGUCAGUUAUUAGCUUGGCAAGCGCGUGCACGAACACGGAUAGCCGACACGGAGAACGUCCUCAACGAACGCGAGAAAGAGGUUGAAAGCAUCAGCCGCGAGGCACUACAUUUGAGCUUGGAGGUUGAGCUUUUGCGACGAAAGCUACAACAACUUGAUGAAGAUGUCAUGUUCAAAGAAGGCCAAAUCUCCAUUCUGCAAGGUAGAUGGGAAGAUGAGUAAAUGUCUCAAAUGCUCGAGCACGAAGCAGGAUUAAAUUGGAUUCCCGAGGUAGUUCUACCGACACAAUUUUUUUGAAUUAUUUGCGGAUCCCUAAUCCCAACGGAGGUCCUUUUAAGUUUGUGAACACCUCACAUCCCAAUGAACAAGUUUGGUGACCAGAUUCAGCUACCACAACUGCUCUGCUGAGUAGCAGUGCUUUUGGGAUUCGGAAACUUCUCUGGGGUUCUUGUUUCUAUUCUCACGAACAAAUGUAGAACAUCGAUCUACAGAUGAAGAAUCUUGAGAUGACCGAUAACUCGAGGUCCUAAUUUGAUUCCAAUUUCAGGAGUUUGAUGACUAGAAUUAUUUGGAGGUUGAUAUCAACGAAGGAGUUUGGUUUUGAGAACACGAGACAUUUACAUGUUCCGCGAGUUCUGUUGACGGCCGUUGGCUGGAGCAUGGAGUAUAGGAGGGACCUCUCAUUUGAAGAGACUUAUCAUGACCGGAGACGCACAUCAGGAAAUUCCAUUCAGAAGAAAUUAUGGACUCUGCACACUUUGACCCACCCGGUACAGACUGAUUUGGAGAGGGCUUCUUUUUCCAAGAUUAUCAAGGCGAUGUCUUUGGACUAACGGCAGACGGCACACUACGGGCUUGCGGCAGGAGGGAGCAUUUUUUUCGGAGCUCUGAUUUGUAUGAUAGAAGAUUAUUUGUGGGACAAGUUCAUUUACUGAGUAUGAAGAGAUAUUGCGGCGACUUAGUCACCAAAUUGUAUGUUACAUGUUCCAUUUUGUACUUAAGUAGCAGAAUAGGUAAGGUUGCCAAAAGACUGUAGCCGACACAUGGUGACCCUCAACAUAGAACAGAACAAAAGGUCUGGUGGUGUCUGUCGAGUACACCCUAUUGGAAGAGUGUUUCUUCGUCGAUGAGAGUAUAUACUGUCAAGCAGGUUUUGUAAAAAAUCAGUAGUCGGUAGAUAAAAACCUUUUUCAGAGGACAGUUACGCCUUCGAGUUUUUCAGCUCGAGGGUAGACGGUCUGUUACGCAUUGCGACAUCUUUCUUUUAGAAUGGCGGCUGUCACAUUUCAAUGCUUUAUCAGUAAUAAUGAUAUUUGACCCUGCAUAUUGCAACUGCUGUUUAAAUUAUAAAUGUACAAUGAUAUGUCAGUAUGUGAACAGCUUACUGAUAAAUCGUACUUCUGAUA